Messenger RNA from Myodes glareolus (Bank vole), 1507 nucleotides. The record is from RefSeq and is a predicted model, not a curated record. NCBI's taxonomy places the organism in Eukaryota, Metazoa, Chordata, Mammalia, Rodentia, Cricetidae.
UCAGGUAUCCGCAUGCAAGGAGCUUCUAGGCUGCCCAACAGCACCAUCUAUGUGGUUGAAGCCGGGUACCUAGGGUUCACAGUCCACCCUGGUGACAGAUGGGUGCUUGAGACUGGGCGUCUGUAUGCAAUCACCAUCGAAGUAUUUGAUAGGUCCAGCAACAAGGUCUACCCAUCUGACAACAUCCGAAUUGAAGCUGUGCUUCCUGCUGAGUUCUUUGAGGUUCUGUCCUCUUCCCAGAAUGGGUCUUAUCAUCACGUCAGGGCGAUCCAGAGUGGCCAGACGACCAUCAGCGCUACCCUCACCUCUGUGGUUGACCAGGAUGGAGGAGUCCAUGUGCUUCAGGUACCUGUGUGGAACCAGCAGGAAGUGGACAUUCAUAUCCCUAUCACACUCUAUCCCAGCAUCCUGACAUUUCCAUGGCAACCAAAGACAGGAGCCUAUCAGUACACCAUAAAGGCCCAAGGGGGCAGUGGGAACUUCAGCUGGUCUUCGUCAAGCUACACGGUUGCCACAGUCACUGUCAAGGGCGUCAUGACCACGACUCAGUGUCAUCCAGGCUCAUGAUGUUCAGAACCCUCUCCAUUUCGGUGAGAUGAAGGUGUAUGUGAUUGAGCCCAGCAGCAUGGAGUUCGCCCCGUGCCAGGUGGAGGCUCGAGUGGGCCACACCCUGGAGCUGCCCCUGACAAUCAGUGGUUUCAUGCCUGGAGGGGCCAGUGAGGUGGUUACCUUAAGCGACUGCUCCCACUUUGACCUGGUGGUAGAAGUGGAGAACCAGGCUGUGUUCCAGCCAUUGCCAGGGAGACUGCCGCCGGGGCCUGAGCACUGCAGUGGGGUGAAGGUGAGAGCUGAUGCCCAGGGAUCUACUACCCUCCUUGUGAGCUACACACAUGGUCACGUACACUUGGGUGCGAAGAUCACUCUCGCCGCCUACCUGCCCCUCAAGGCUGUGGAUCCCUCUUCUGUUGCUGUGGUAACCCUGGGCUCCUCCAAGGAGAUGCUGUUUGAAGGAGGCCCCAGGCCAUGGGUACUGGAACCUUCCAAAUUCUUUCGGAAUGUUACUUCUGAAGACACAGGCAGCAUCAGCCUGGCUCUCUUGGGUACUCCAGCCUCCCGAAAUUACCAGCAGCACUGGGUCCUUGUGACCUGCCAGGCCUUGGGUGAACAGGUCAUCGCCCUGUCCGUGGGGAACCGGCCCAGCCUCUAUAACCCCUUCCCUGCCGUGGAACCCACUGUGGUGAAGUCCGUCUGUGCCCCACCUUCCAGGCUCACCCUCAUGCCCGUCUAUGCCCUUCCGCAACUGGACCUGUCCUGUCCACUGCUGCAACAGAACAAGCAGGUGGUUCCAGUAUCCAGUCACCGAAAUCCCGUUAGACCUGGGUGCCUAUGACCAGCAAGGCCGGCGGUUUGAUAACUUCAGCUCUCUUAGCAUCCAGUGGGAGUCCUCCCGGCCAUUGCUGGCGAGCACCGAGCCUGACCAGCCUAUGCAGCUGGUAUCCCAGGAUGA